This is a messenger RNA of Penicillium bovifimosum, 2631 nucleotides long. RefSeq lists its product as uncharacterized. NCBI's taxonomy places the organism in Eukaryota, Fungi, Ascomycota, Eurotiomycetes, Eurotiales, Aspergillaceae. Bases 1 to 2631 code for a protein of 876 amino acids. The transcript is spliced from 11 exons. The record is from RefSeq and is a predicted model, not a curated record.
AUGAUACAACAGCCCGCUGCACCUUCGCAGGAUGGCUCCGCAACGCAAAGCUCGCUCUCUGGGCAGAUUGCCGCGUUUACCCCAACGAGGGCUUUACGGCCUUUCUAUGCGGAUGCUGCUAUUGAACAGGAACUAGUUCCUGCUGCGAGCAGCGAUUCAUUCGCCGCUUGGCUGAAUAGGUGCCACUCGCGGCUGACCAGGCUCAUGUCGCAGGAGGCAACGGCAAGCCAGACUCCUGGUGUCUAUCCCCGCGACGUCUCUUUGAGAAGCCGGAACCAAUGGCAGCCGUCGCCAUUUUCAACCCCUAAUGAGCAGGGCAAUUCCCAGACAAACCUCGCCCCGAUCCAGGGCACGACUGGCAAUGUGCAACAACCUCUGGCGACUCUUGGGCAGGAAGCGUAUGAAGCCAGCCUGGUCCCAGCUUUUCUAUUGAAUUUGUUCCCGAGCUAUCCUACCGCCGAAGAUGCAGAGGGCUUGACGUCUCGACCGCAAGAGCUAGGCGAUGAUCAACCUACUCCAAGCUUUAUCGUGUCAUCGGUCGAUCUAAAAACGACCCAGCUCUACGUCCUUGAGGUACUCUCUAUCAAGGAGUAUCACACCCUCGAACUUAUUUGCUUGAAGUAUAUCAAGGAUAGAAGAAUGUUUGCUCUCGCCUUUGCGGACACUCGCGAGGCCGUUGACGCAAGGAGAAAGAUUCAGGAGAGUCAUUCUGAAUGGCAGAUCACACCAGUGACUACCCAAGAGAUCGCAGUUAUGACUGGAUUUUCAUUUUUCAUCAGAGAGUCUCCGCAAGGCGUAUUUCUUCUGACUGUCCAUGUGCCUCAACGACUGCGUGGCCCCUGCAAUGAUGAUUUCAUCGAGGGCCUAAUCGGUAGUUUUGGCAAGGUGAAACAAUUUUUGCUGCUUGAGAGGAGUCCCAACCUGGCCAGGUACCGGGUUCAGUAUGUCAACGUCCGUCGUGGAGGCUCUGCUUUCACCUGUCUCGAUGGAUUUUUGUAUCAUGAUUUCUAUUUCGAGGUCUCCCUUGAAGGGAGUUCGUCUCUAUCCUUGCCCCCGGACUUUGGCCAACAAAGUCCUGUGACGCCUCCCCCGGGCAACAGUGGUGGGUUUGAGUCUUCGCCGAAUAUAGGUGAAGGCAAGAUUGAUUUUAAUGAGCAGAGAAUCAGCCUCACUCGAAUUCAACUUGGACUGGAUGAUCGCACCUCGGUCAUGAUCCGAAAGAUUCCAAAAUCUCUUGUUUCUGUAAGCCGGAUCCCGUCUCUGUUAGAUCUUGCGAAUGCUAAUACAAUCCUCCCCCCAAAGGACCAAGUGACGGAGGUCUUGAAUCAAACUAGUCGUGGAGCAUACGACUUCUUUUAUUUGCGCAUAGGCAAAUUGGCAAUCGGGCAGCAACCAUUGAACAUCAUCCCCCUCUACCUUGCGCUAGUGGGCAGAAAAUGGCCCAACUGUCAAUCUGCGGAGAAGCCAGUGCAACUCUGCUAUUCCAUGAUGCAAGGAACAGAUAAUCGCCAGCACUGGUUCCGUAAGAGGUUUGGUAUGACCCGGCCUCCUGAGGAGCGGCCCAAGCUAUUCCAUACAAGCGGUCCUUUGUUAGGAUUGGAGAAGUCCAUUCCUAACAGAAACACUGUCCGUCGAAGGCUGCGGCGUAAGCUGCGACACUCGACCAGCAGCACCGCCCAGCUAGGUAAGGGCUUCUGUCUUCUGGCCCAUCGUAUGGGUGGAUCUUUGCCUCAGAACCUCCUAGAGGAUUCGUCCUUCACCCAGCAGGGCAAUCAAACCACGCGCCAACUCGAGUGGCGAACUCCGCCUCAGAAUCUCUCUUUGGCUUCUCCGUCGGCUCCAACGGAGCGCGAUGCACUCCACUCCAGGCCACAGUACAUGCCACAGACUUUGUCUUCGGCUUCCUCCGCGACCAGGCAGGGCAACCAAACCAUGCGAGAACUCGAGUCGCGAACUCAGAACAUGCCUUUUGGUUUAUCAUCGGCUCCAAUGGAGCGUGAUCCGCGCCACUCCAGGCCACAGUACAUGCCACAGACUUUGUUUUCGGCUUCCUCCGCGACCCGGCAGGGCAACCAAACCAUGCCAGAACUCGAGUGGCAAACUCCUCAGAACAUGCCUUUUGGUUUAUCAUCGGCUCCAAUGGAACGUGAUCCGUGGCAUGCCAGAAAGCAAUCAAUGCAACCGAACUUCCCUUCGGGUGCCUCUUUCACUCGACAGGGCAACCAAACCAUGCGAGAACUCGAGUGGCGACGUCCGGCCCAAAAUUUCCUCUUGGAUUCUCCAUGGGCUCCAACGGAGCGUGACCCGAGCCACUCUAGAGGGCAAUCAAUGCAACCGAACUUCCCUUCUGAUUCUUCUUUGACUCGGCAUGGCAAUAAAACCAUGCGCCAACUCGAGUGGCGGACUCCGCCUCAGAAUCUCCCUUUGGGUUCUCCAUCGGCUGGAAUGGAGCGCGAUCAGAGCCACUUCAGGGCACAGUCAAUGCAACAACACUUCCCUUCAGGUUCAUCCAUGACCCAGCAGGGCAAUCAAACCAUGCGCCAACUCGAGUGGCCAACUCCGCGUCCGGACAACCUUUUCGGUUCUCCAUCAGCUCCAACGGAGCGCGAUCCGCACCACUCUAGGGGAUAA